Daucus carota subsp. sativus is the source of this 1844-nucleotide messenger RNA. Its product is annotated as protodermal factor 1. Lineage: Eukaryota; Viridiplantae; Streptophyta; Magnoliopsida; Apiales; Apiaceae. The transcript has 3 exons. The coding region runs from base 73 to 1716 and encodes 547 amino acids. The record is from RefSeq and is a predicted model, not a curated record.
CACUCGUCUGCUCAACAUCAUUCUCACAGUCUUCCACUUUUCAGUCUUUUACUGCAGAAUUGGAAUAGAAAGAUGGCGAGGGAUAAGUACAGGCAGGUUUCUCUGCUUGUUUUCGGUUUGAUUGCAGGGCUUAUUUCUCAGAACUUGGUGAUUCCUGUAAUGUCUGCUGCAACUCUUGAAGAUCAAAAAACUUAUUACUCUCCAGACCCACAUGGUGGAAAUAGUCACCACGGAGGUUCUCACCAUACACCAUCACACGGCUCAGGAGGCGGACAUGGAAGUUCACCACACCAUCAUAAGACACCAUCACAUGGAAGCUCAACGCCUUCCAACUGCGGAACUGGAACACCAUCGAGUGGUGGACAUCAUCAUUCUACACCAACUCAUGUUCAUAACCCGCCCACUGCCACUCCUAGUACCCCUUCCACACCAACACAUGAAAGCCCUCCAAUCAUUGACCCAGGAACUCCAACACCAACGUAUGGAAGCCCUCCAACAAAUGAAAGCCCUCCAACCAUUGACCCAGUAACUCCUUCAACACCAACAUAUGGAAGCCCUCCAACAACAGAAAGCCCUCCAAGCAUAGCCCCGGAAACUCCUUCAACACCAAGUACUGGAAGCCCUCCCACCAUAGAUCCUGUGACUCCUUCGACCCCAACAUAUGGAAGCCCUCCAACCAUUGACCCAGUAACUCCUUCAACGCCAACAUAUGGAAGCCCUCCAACAACAGAAAGCCCUCCAAGUAUAGCCCCAGAAACUCCUUCAACACCAACUACUGGAAGCCCUCCCUCCAUAGACCCUGUGACUCCUUCAACACCAACAUCCAGUAGCCCUCCAAUAAUAGAGAGCCCUCCAAGCACAGUCCCUGAAACUCCUUCAACACCAACAUCCGGAAGCCCUCCAACUAUUGACCCAAUAACCCCUUCUACACCAACAUAUGGAAGUCCAACAACUCCAUCAAUUGACCCUGUUACCCCUUCAACACCAACUUAUGGAAGCCCUCCAUCAGUCGACCCAGUUAGCCCUUCAACACCAACAUAUGGAAGUCCAACUACUCCAUCCGUCGACCCAGUUACUCCAUCUACACCAACAUAUGAAAGUCCAACAACUCCAUCAAUUGACCCUGUUACCCCUUCAACACCAACUUAUGGAAGCCCUCCAUCAGUUGACCCAGUUAGCCCUUCAACACCAACAUAUGGAAGUCCAACUACUCCAUCAGUUGAUCCAGUUACUCCUUCUACACCAACCUAUGGAAGUCCGACUACUCCAUCCAUUGAUCCAGUUAGCCCUACAACACCAACAUUCGGAAGCUCGCCAACUACUCCAUAUAUUGACCCUGGAACCGGCAUUGAUCCAAAUUCAUCACCCUUUCCGUGCAUUUACUGGAGUACUCACCCAACAUUAAUAUGGGGUCUCUUCGGCUUCUAUGGCACAACCUUAGCAGGAGCAUUUGGCUUACCUGGCGGGGGCACAGGAUUCGGGCCUCAACUCAAUUUGGUACAAGCACUUUCAAACACCCGUAACGAUGGAUAUGGGGCGCUGUACAGAGAGGGGGCAGCUUCUUUGCUGAACUCCAUGGCUAUCAAGAGGUUUCCUUUCACAACCAAUCAAGUGAGAAAUAGUUUUAUUUCCUCACUUGGUUCCAACUUAGCUGCAGCAGAACAAGCACGUAAAUUUCAAAUGGCCAAUGAGGGACAGCUGAAGCUCAAAAACUAGUUAACUACUAAGACUUAUUGCUCUUAAUGCUUUGUAUUAGAUAUUGUGUGUUUAUUUUCUUUUUAAUGCAUUUUCUGAUGUAAAAUAAUAUUAUGAAGGAUAAUGAUAUAUUGAAUUUGAUUUUGUCA